Vicugna pacos (alpaca) is the source of this 5663-nucleotide messenger RNA. The record is from RefSeq and is a predicted model, not a curated record. NCBI's taxonomy places the organism in Eukaryota, Metazoa, Chordata, Mammalia, Artiodactyla, Camelidae.
GCUGGGGAUGGCCUCUCGGCGCCCUCUGCGCGUCGGCACUCUUCGCCGGGCAGUUGGGGCGCCCUCCGCUGUGGCCCCGGGCGGAGGAGAGGAGUUUCCGGGGCUCCGGUCCCCGAAGCCAUCCCGGCCGGGGAGGCGCGGAAGCGAGUGGGCGGCGAGAGGCGGAGCAAGGGCCGCGGGGGGCGUGGACGCAGCCGGCUUUGGAAAGGCCCCAAGUUAAUGAGGCGUGCGCCGGCGGCAGAGCGCCUUUCGGAGCUGGGCUUUCCCCCGCGGCGCGGGCGCCAGGAGCCGCCUUUUCCGCUGGGUGUCACUCGGGGGUGGGGAGGAUGGCCCAUUCAAAAGCGCCGCGAGGGGCCGCCAGUGCCCUUCAGUGAGCGCUCGCAAGAGGACGGCAGAGGCCCGGCGUCUCGCAGCUCCGGGACCUUGUGGCGCAUCAGGACGCGGUCUGCCCUGUGCCGGGACCCCGAGCCGCCGCCGUCGCUGUGCUUCCUGCGCGUUAGCCUCUUCUGCGCGCUCCGGCCGGGCGGCCUCGGGAGCCGCUGGGGCGAGGACGGCGCGCGGCUGCUGCUGCUGCCCCCGGCCCGGGCGGCUGGAAGUGGAGAGGCCGAGCCGAGCGGCGGCCCCCCCUAUGCCGGGAGGAUGUUGGAGAGCAGCGGCUGCAAGGCGCUGAAGGAGGGUGUGUUGGAGAAGCGCAGCGACGGGUUGCUGCAGCUCUAGAAAAAGUGCUGCAUCCUCACUGAGGAAGGGCUGCUGCUCAUCCCGCCCAAGCAGCUGCAGCAGCAGCAGCAGCAGCAGCAGCAGCAGCAACAGCAGCAGCAGCAGCAGCAGCAGCAGCCCGGGCAGGGUCCGGUCGAGCCUCCCCAACCUGGAGGCCCCGCUGUGGCCAGCCUCGAGCCGCCGGUCAAGCUCAAGGAACUGCACUUUUCCAACAUGAAGACCGUGGACUGCGUGGAACGCAAGGGCAAGUACAUGUACUUCACUGUAGUGAUGGCCGAGGGCAAGGAGAUCGACUUUCGGUGUCCGCAGGACCAGGGCUGGAACGCGGAGAUCACGCUGCAGAUGGUGCAGUACAAGAACCGGCAGGCCAUCCUGGCGGUCAAGUCCACGCGGCAGAAGCAGCAGCACCUGGUCCAGCAGCAGCCCCCGCAGCCGCAACUUCAGCCUCCACACCAAACCCAGCCUCAGCCUCAGCCCCCGUCCCAAGCCCAGCCGCAGCCUCAAACCAAGCCGCAGCCCCAACCCAAGCCCCAGCCCCAGCCCCAGCCGCAGCCGCUCCACCCGUAUCCGCACCCGCAUCCUCACUCGCACCCGCACUCGCACCCGCACUCGCACCCGCACCCACACCAACCACCGCUCUCGCAGCCCCACGGCCACCGGCUUCUCCGCAGCACCUCCAACUCUGCCUGAAGAGGGCAGCACCCGGGCCAGCCGAGGUUUUGAGGACUUGAGGAAGUGGGACGAUCACCCUUCUAUUGUCUUCACUUGGAUUGAGAAAAGUCUCCCCGCCCCGCACCAGAUCAAGUAGUUUGGACAUAAACCGACUGAUAACUUGAGAUUCCGCUUCGUUUUCUGCAUUCUCUUUCUUCAUCACAAUGCAGGAAAUGAUUUCGAGUCCAGAAGGCUUUAUUUAUGAACCUUUGAAAGGAUCUUCCAGUAUGGUGGACCUUCUAGGAGCGAUCAUGUACUGUAAUUUUAUUUUAAUGUAUUUUGAUUUAUGAUUAUUUAUUAGUUUUUUUUAAAUGCUUAUUCUAAGACAUUUCUGAAUGUAGGCCAUUUUCCAAAAAAGAAACUUUAUUUUCAAAAACCUAUUCCGUAGUAAGUUCUAAUCUUGGAAAAGAAGGAAGUAAAAGGGCGGUGGAGGGGAAUACAUUAAGAAUCUAUUCAUGAUUCCUAGGGCAUUUUCAGAAGGUCUGACACUUCAUUGUUGUACCAGGUGAUUGAAAUUAAACUCUGUGAUAUUACUUUUUUUUUGAGAUUUUUUUCUUAGACAUAUAUUUUGUGUAGAAUAGAAGCUUAAAGAACCUAAACGUUCAGAAUUGUGUAAUUAUAAAAAUCUAAUUGUUUUUCUGAAAGGAAAUCAGUAGUAAUGAUAUCUAAUUCAAAUAUUUAAAACAUAACCCAACUGAUGGCAAAAUGAUCAUAUCCUGAAUAUAUGGGAGGGUUAGGUCUGCUGUGGGAAAGGCCUUGCUUAGCUCAUCUGUGUGGGAAGGGUUUAAUAAGGAGUUUUCAGUGAUUUCUGAGUAUAAAUGCAUCAGGAGUUUCAUUUCAAAAAACAUAGUGGGGGGGAAAGAAUUACUGCAAAUACUGAGAGAACAUUUGUGCUCUUAUCCACAACGGUGAUGACCCUUCUUCAAGAGCUUUGUGCAUUUGCUGUGAACCACAUUUUCUGAUCCUUGUACUUUGUUCUAGAAGCAUAUUCUAGAAUCUCAUAGAUUGAAAUACAGUUUGUAAAUCUUUCAAAGGACUAGAAGUCAUAGCUUUUUGUUUUUAUCCUGAGAUCAACAUUGAUCAGAGACACCAAUGGUUUUGCUUUUUAUUGCUCUUUGAGAAAUCCAAGGGUUAUAUGUUUUGUUGUUAGGUUAGCUAAACUCGGAAAUUGAAAAAGGAAGGACUGGAUAAACAGUGGAUUUGCAGUAAGAAAACAACCCCAGUCUUGUUUUAGCAGCUACUUGUUCAGGAGUCUGGGGAGGUUGCGGGGAGCGGGUGGGGUGGGGGAGAAGAGGAUGUGCUUUUAAAGGUAGAACAAACCCUCUUCUGUGCUAAAUCAAAAGGAUGGUCAAAAUCCACAAAGGCAGAUGCUACUUAAGUUUAAAAAGAGCCGUGGAUGCUACCAAAUCCUCUUGGGGCUGAAAAUCACUUCCUAUCUGCACAGCUUGACUAACGGGUUUCUCUGUCUUCCAUUAUCUUCUUCGCAAAGUCUUGAUCACUAUUUUUCCAGCUUCCAAAUCGGAAUGGUCAGUAUGAAGCCAUUGCUAAGUUCUACAGUUGAGAAAUGAAAAUAGAAUUUCAUGCUAGAGAUGUCUUUAUUCACCUUCCAUCUAAAAAGGAGUUUCAAGGUCAAAUUAACUUUUCAGUGCAGUAUUUAAAUGAUAAUUUGAGAUCAUAACUUGAAUCCAAAAAGUGGCAGAGGAAAAUAAAAUUCAGGCAAAUGGCAAGCAAGUCUUCAGUGGACUCCCACUUUCAGAGGCUGACUUGCAGUUACAUAUAUAUGCAUAUAUGUGUAUAUAGGGCAGGAGUUCUUAAGUCAAGUUUGGUUUGACUUCUUUGGAAGCACAGCUGUACUUAGUAAUAGUGCCUCUUUGUACUGUUGUUUUAAUAUCUGUGGGUCAUAUAACCCCAACUAAACCACAGCUUUUUUUUUCCAGAUGGAAGGAUUUUUCUUUCAAAUUCUUGAGUGAUAAAGAAAGUAAAAUCCAUACCAAAUACUUUUAAAAUUAAGAUUCAUGGAUGCUUUUAAAGGCAUUUGUAUGUUGUUAUCUUACAUACAGUCUAGGUAGCAUUGUCCAAAAAAAAUAUAUAUAUAUAUUAUAUAUAUAUACACAUAUAAAAUACAUAUAUAUACGCCCAGGCUCCCGCCUGGCUGCUGGAAUUUUUUAUUUCUCACAAUGGCCAUGGGUCUUAAUGGCCACCAGAAUCAUGGUUCCUUAUCUCAUCUUUCCACAGCCCUUAUCCUUGCUCUGCUGUGAUAUUUACAUUGAAUUGACCGUCUUCCUGGCUCAAUAGUCUGAACCCUUUUUAGAAUCCGACAGUGAAACCUCAGAAUUUAGAAAGGAGAGGAGCAGGAUGGUUUUUGUUGUUUAACACUUAUUAUAGUUUAAUAAUUUUUCCAGAACAACAACAAAAAAUGAGCAUGCUUAACACUACUCAACAGAAACACAAAAGCAAACCAUUUAAUGUGUCGGUGGCUUGAUUUUACCUGUAAGAAAAUGAUACAAACCACCUAAGGUGUUAUGAGGCCUGACAACUCACCUUCAUGGAGAAAGGUAAAAAUACUUCUUUCAGCCCAAGAAAGAGAAGAGGGAAAGGGCAGGUCCAAUGGAAAACCCACCCCUUAAGUAAACAUCAAAUGGAAAAAGUGGGAAAAUGAAUGUCCCAUCUGGAAACGGAACAUUUUGUCUUUGAACUUGUGUUGGCACCAAGCCUCAUACACAGCUCAAUAAGUAUUUGUUGAGACGAAUGAAUGAAAGAAGGAAAAAAUGUCUAACUCCCAGCACCCAGGAGGUGGUUUCUCUUGCCUCACACAGUGCUUCCUUUACUGGCUCUCAUGCCUUUCCUUGAGAACAGCUAAUCCUGGGACAGGCUGUGCAUCGUGACGAAAUUCCUUGGACAUAAACUUCCUUAGCAGAAAUCCACGCAGAUCUGCGUAUGCCCUACAGGGAGUGCUGAGGUCAGAGAGUAAGUGGUGAUAAAGGGCCCUUUCAAAAUGAACAUGUCCCUCAUAGAGGAACAGGGAUUCUCUCAUCAUGCAGAAAUCAAACCGACUUUGUAUUUCUUUUCACAUAUUUUUUUCAACGGAGGCAAAAAGAAAAAAAAAAGCCAACUCUUUGCUGAAAAGAGUUCCUCUUACACGUAAACACUGUUAGGAACUCCGGAUUAAGUUGAGAGAUCUGUUUUAAUUUUUUUUGCUCUUAUAUACCAAACACUCUAUUUCUUUCUUUUUAUAGGCUCCUUAUUUUAAAUUCGACACUAUAUGAAUUUGUUGCCAGUGUGGGAGUUCAAACACAUCACUUGUUUACUGUCCCCAGGGCAAGGUGACUUGGCUUUAGCUUGGAUCGAGGUGUGUACAAUGUCAUGUUCAGUGGCAGAUUUGGAAGAGAAGCUCUAAGACUUGAAUUCAACUGGAGGAGGAUGGGCCUGUGAGCAUUCAUUCUUCUCUUUUUUUUUUGGAAAGGUCAAAUGCAUUGGUUUUUUGCUUUACCAAUAAAAUGCCCUCAGCAGAAGAAAACUUAAAUUUGGUAAUUAUAGAGCUUGAUAUUUAAUCCAUCAGUGAUUCUUUCAAGAGAAAUACACCUGCUUACCUAAAGUAACCGAAGAUGUGUUAAUUGUGGAAUCGCUUUGGAUGGGUUUUUAGGAACUAUUUUGUAAAUUCUUGACACAGUUUAAAGGGGGAAUUUUGAUCUGCAGUGCUGAACAGCCAAUCUAGAUUUAUGUAAGAUUGGAUGACAAUGUGAUUGCGACUUUGUUGGCAGGAUGUCUGCCAAAUGAAGUAUAGAAUUCAGAGUUUCUUAGAAAGGACCUUAUUGUCCAGUGAAGGAAGCAGAGGACUCCGGACCAUUAGAAGCACCUGCCUAAAAGUUGCAUGAAAACUCCUACUUGCUCUGAAGCUGGCCUGCUGGUGAUCAGCUGGGUGGUAGGGAAGCAGAUUUUAACAACAGGUGGUCCUUCCAGAUCACUGUAUUUAUUUUGAGAAGAAAGAUAAAAUGAUUGUUUGUUACAUUCGCCUGUCCGCCUUCUGCUUAGAGUUUCAGAAUAUGCAAACGCCAGCUUUGAAAAGCUAGCAUCACCAUGUACCGAAUGCUUUGCAAAUUAUCAUGUUGGUGAACUUAACGGUGUGGUCAUAAUUUGUGUAAAUAUGUCUCUUAAAUGAUUCUGGAGAGAUGUGAUUUAUUUUUCACAUUUUCAAAAUGCAUUCCAUUUCAAAUAAAGUAUCUAUGGAGAUGACU